Quercus lobata is the source of this 1439-nucleotide messenger RNA. Its product is annotated as phospholipase A(1) DAD1, chloroplastic-like. Gene Ontology annotation, biological process: lipid metabolic process. The record is from RefSeq and is a predicted model, not a curated record. The transcript has a single exon. Bases 9 to 1439 code for a protein of 476 amino acids. NCBI's taxonomy places the organism in Eukaryota, Viridiplantae, Streptophyta, Magnoliopsida, Fagales, Fagaceae. Gene Ontology annotation, molecular function: glycerophospholipase activity.
AACAAAUAAUGAAACUAUCAAUGAGACCCGUACGGCCAUGCACAUUUAAACAACCUUCAACCCCAUCCCCAAAACCAACACAUUACUCCUGUGCCUACACCCUCACUCAACCACCUAAGCUCAACAACAACGACAAGAAGCUGGUCCACCACAAAACUCAACCAUUAAAGCACUGGGAACGCUUACUCGAUCCCAUUGAUCACAACACUACCAAUAAUUCCAACACUUUUCCUUACCAUUUCAUGCCCACAAAAAGUGUCAAACUCGGCAAGAAAUGGAAGGAGUACCAAGGUAUUCGAAACUGGGACGGCUUGCUCGACCCGCUCGACGAUAAUUUACGCAGCGAAAUCCUCAGGUACGGCCAGUUCGUCGAGGCUGCGUACAAGUCCUUCGAUUUCGACCCUUCUUCGCCUUCCUACGCGACCUGCUUGUUCCCCAAAAGCUCAUUGCUCGAAAAGUCAGGCUUAGCACAAACUGGUUACCGUCUGACCAAGAAUCUACGUGCAACCUCGGGUAUUCAGCUCCCACGUUGGAUCGAAAAGGCACCCAGUUGGGCUGUCACAAAGUCGAGCUGGAUUGGCUACGUUGCGGUGUGUCAAGACAAGGAAGAAAUCGCUAGGCUCGGUCGAAGAGACGUGGUGAUUGCGUUUCGAGGCACAGCCACUUGCUUGGAAUGGCUCGAGAAUCUCCGAGCCACAUUGACCCAAGUGGGUCCCAACCACAACAACCACAGCAACAACAACAACGAUGGACCCAUGGUCGAGAGUGGGUUCCUCAGUCUUUACACUUCGGGGACCAAGUGCUCGACCAGCUUGCAAACCAUGGUACGUGAAGAAAUCUCGAGGCUUCUCCAAUCGUACGGUGAUGAGCCACUUAGCUUGACGAUCACGGGACACAGCCUCGGUGCGGCCCUGGCUACGCUCGCGGCGUACGAUAUCAAAACCGCUUUCAAACGCGCACCGCUAGUUACUGUGAUCUCGUUUGGUGGGCCACGUGUCGGCAAUCGGAGCUUUCGACAUGUCCUAGAAAAACAAGGGACCAAGAUCCUACGCAUCGUGAACUCCGAUGACCUAAUAACCAAAGUACCCGGUUUUGUCAUCGACAAAAGUAAUGAAAACGACAACGACGACCACGACGACGUGUCGUGCAACAGAGAUGUACAACUGGCUGGGUUGAUACCCAGCUGGAUAGAAAAGCGAGUGGAGGACACGCAGUGGGUUUACGCAGAGGUUGGGAGAGAGCUAAGACUUAGUAGUAGGGACUCUCCGUACCUCAACGGCUUCAACGUCGCCACUUGUCACGAGCUCAAGACAUACCUACACUUGGUGGACGGCUUUGUGAGCUCCACAUGUCCCUUUAGAGCCUCUGCUAGAAUGCUCAUUGAUAAUUAUCGUAGACAAAAGAGCCAAGGCUGGAAAACACAAACUCUAAAACCUUGA